Molecule: messenger RNA, 2668 nt
Organism: Durio zibethinus
Lineage: Eukaryota; Viridiplantae; Streptophyta; Magnoliopsida; Malvales; Malvaceae
Product: VAN3-binding protein-like
Biological process (GO): leaf vascular tissue pattern formation; auxin-activated signaling pathway; phloem or xylem histogenesis
Source: RefSeq, a predicted model, not a curated record
CCAAAGCUCACUUCCAGUACUUUCAACUACACUUCAUGGAAGAGGCAAGCCCAAGGGCCCGUCGUCGGCCGGAGCACAUUUCCCACCAUUCCCUCUUUGGAAAGCAGCUGCCAGAGAGCCCAAGAGGUCCAAUGGAGUUCCUUUCAAGGUCAUGGAGUGUUUCAGCUCUCGAAGUGUCCAAAGCCCUUGCACCUCUUCAGCAUCACCAUUCAGUCAGUGGUAAUAGUACGGCUCCAAAGUCUGCCAGCAGCUCUUCGUGCACUAUAGCUGAAGAUAUAAAUGGCGAGACGGAGCUUGAUAAGGCUGCUGUUGCCAAUCAGUUCUCUUUCUCUUCCUCUGCUACUUCACAGCUCGUUCUUGAAAGCAUUAUGUCACAGUCGGAAGUAUCACCAUUAACAUCAGGGAGGCUCUCUCACAGCAGCGGGCCUUUGAUUAAUGGUAGCCCUCCGGUUUCACCAACUGAGGAAUUCGACGACGUCGUUAAGUAUUUCCGUACCCACAACUCCAUACAACCUUUAUUCCAAGGAGGCCGCACAGGUGCUGGUAAUGGCCAUAACACACCCAACGGGGCCAAGACAGUGGGGAGAUGGUUAAAGGACAGGAAAGAGAAAAAGAAAGAAGAAACGAGAGCUCACAAUGCACAGCUCCACGCUGCUAUCUCAGUUGCUGCAGUUGCCUCAUCGAUAGCAGCCAUUGCAGUGGCCACUGCGGCUUCUUCUUCCACCUUUGAAAAAAAUGAACAGUCAACAAAGACCGACAUGGCUGUGGCAUCAGCAGCAACAUUAGUAGCUGCGCAUUGCGUGGAGGCUGCAGAAGCUAUGGGAGUUGAACGUGACCAUCUUGCUUCAGUUGUGAACUCUGCUGUUAAUGUUCGUUCACAUGAUGAAAUCGUGACUCUCACAGCUGCUGCAGCUACAGCUUUACGUGGGGCAGCAACCUUAAAGGCAAGAGCACUAAAGGAAGGAUGGAACAUUGCAGCGGUCCUUCCAGCUGAGAAAGGAAUAGGCGUUGGAUCCUGUUCUAAAGGCAAUAACGGGCAUUCAGACUGCAACUAUAGCGGAGAGUUUGCCUCUGGAGAGGAUUUCCUUACUGCCUGUAGUCAAGAGCCCCUUGCCAAGGGUAGCGAACUUCUCAAAAGAACCCGGAAAGGUGACCUUCACUGGAAAGUUGUCUCUGUCUAUAUGAACAAGACAGGCCAGGUGGUUUUGAAGAUGAAGAGCAAGCAUGUUGCUAGGACAUUCACCAAAAAGAAAAAGAAUGUGGUUUUGGAGGUGUGCAAGGACAUGCCAGCAUGGCCAGGAAGACAUCUAUUCGAUGGUGGAGAGCAGCGUCGUUACUUUGGAUUGAAGACUGAAACAAGAGGGCUCGUAGAGUUUGAGUGCAGGAGUCAGAGAGAAUACGAUCUGUGGACUCAAGGUGUCUCAAGGCUUCUCUCGAUUGUUGCUGAAAGAAAGCAUAGGAGACAAAGCUCAACUACAUGGUCUCUGGGCGGCAAAGACCUUGGACUAAUGACCUCAUCUGCCUGACUAAGGUCGAUUGCUUUAGGGGCUCGAAGCAAGCAAUUGGGCGUACGGUCAAUUCAUACCAAGGCAAAUAUCUAAUUCCGCCGUGCAUAACUAACAUUUUGAGGUGGCGCAAUCAAAUUUCUGGGACUGAUUAAUUUUUUGUAGGGCCUAUUACUUAGUAACCUUUCAAAAAGUCGUACAUGUGUAAGAUUGGACUCUUUGCUUGCGUUAUGGGUAUAUUUUGCUUCAGCACAUUGUUGUCCACUUUAAAUCAUUGCGAUGUAUGCCCAAAGAAUUCAGUAAGAAACUACGAGGAUAAAGAAAAACAUUUAUAUGGUUCAAUCAACGGGGUUUUAUUUUUAUUUUAUAUUCUGGAAAAGUGAUUCAUUAACUUUUUUUUUUCAUAGGCAAUUCUUAUGAUAAAGAUUUCCUCGCAAAUAAAUUCCGAAUAAUUAUAUAAUCUUUCAAAGGGCAAAUACUUUUAAAAUUCAAACAACUCUAGCACAUAUAUAAGCAAAUAUAUAUCUGGAAAUAUACGUAACCCUAUUCCCUGCUAAAAACUUGGAAUCAUCCAUAACUUUACACAUAUAGUCCUAAUCAUGGGGAACAAUGAAGUGCUUGAAAGAGAAAGAAAAUAGCUCUUGAAAAAAAGGGCCUUCAACCCUAAAAGGAAAUGCAAAUGAUCAAGGAAAAAUCAUGAAAUCCAAGUAUGUAUCUAAUUGAACUAGUAACUAACACACCCUUCAAUGUCCCCAACCUCAAGGCAAGCAUCUUGAGUUGGGAUGUGCUUUUGGGCAAAGUUACAUUUGGAAUAUCUCGUUAAGCCAAACCUUAUUAUGAUAACUUUACAUUUGGGCAAAGUCUAUCUAUUGUUACUAGAUAGAAUGAUGCUAAUGUGAUUUGCAUUUGAUAUGCCUGCCUACCAUCGUGUGAACACCCAAAUGCUGGCAGAUCAACCUAGAUUUACACAGAGCAAGGAACAUAAAAGUCGGAGCACGACUUCCUCUCCAUCGCCACUCUUUCCAAAUGUGAGAUAACAUGCACAAUGAAAUAUGCAGGGAAAACAAAUUCUAGCAUUCAAUCACCUGUGAUAUGACUUCAGUAUGACAGCACAGAUUUUGGCCGUUUCUACAUCAUUGACAUUUACAUCUACAAAAAAAAAA